AUGCUUGACUAUCGUGAGAUUCCCGUCCUGAUUUUCGACAAAGGAGUCGAGAUCGAUGGCGUCCGGCCACCAAGCACCCAUAGAGGAUCUGAGUUCAGCUCGGAGCACGGUGCCCUGAAGCUGGACAUUACGCGCCGUGGCAACGAAGUUGCUCCCCUCCGGAUCAAAGUUGCCCUCGCGAUUGCCUAUAUGCCGGUUGAGGUCGAGUCGUCCGCGCUUACGGCUCCCCUUGCCGAGAACGCCAUUGUGUUUGACGAUGAAUGGCAUCGGAAACGCCAAUGCAAGACGGAAAUUGCUGCCUGCUGGUGUUUCAUACUUUCAGCUGAGGGCGAGGACUCAAAUCUGGUCGGACUGUGUAACAAGACUAGCUCACGUCCAGAACGGGUCCCGAAGUCCCUGUUGGCAACCUUUGCUGCCCCUGUUAUGCCCAGAAUAGUCCCCAAAGCCCAGGCUCGAGACUUGAAGGGCCUCGACCUGAUACACACUAUUUUCCUGAAAUACCGAAACAAGAACACCAUCAUGGACAAACUCACCUCGUCCCUGCAGGCACUUAGCACCGGGGAUGCCAACGGCGAAGGAGCGGAACCUGCCAAGCAACUUGAUAGCGCUCUUGACCCCUCAACAACACCUCAGCCCUCCCUGGAGAAGCUGCCUGUUGAGCUCCAGGUACUUGUCAUGUCCAAGGCGCCGACGCUCCCGACGCUCCAGUCGCUGAGCGCGCUCGUCCACGCCUCGCCCCAAUUACACCGCGUCUACAUAGAGGACCGCCGAUACGGAGAGGUGCCGUAUCCAGCGUGCCAUAUAUCGUUUGCAGCUGUUCUGCAACCCAGUGUCAACGAGGAUUUGUUGCUUGUUUCGGAUAGCGGAACAGAGCACGAACAUAUGAACCUGCGGUCAAUGAACGCGGUUCUAGAAUACGGUCCGCAGUUCCUAUCUGAUAUUUUAAAGACGAAAGGUCACGAACAGCUAGUGGAAAUGAUGCGCGUUGCAAUUGUGUCAGGUAUAGGAGACGCCUGGAUAGAAAACGCCGUUCAGGAGCUUGUACAGAUGGAGAGACGUGAAAAGUGGUACUCUAAACGCGAUUCGGCCCAGGACUUCAGGCAAGAAAUGCCGUUUGACGGUGACAGACUGGACUCACCGACGCUUGCCUGGGUCAUGUAUUGGAGGGGCGAGUAUAGCAAUCUCACUGGCAUUUACGUACCCGAGGCUUUGCGCCGCUGGGGCUUCGUCAUGUGGGACGCAGCGCGGCUGAACUCGAGGGCCGAGGCUCGUAUUGACUAUUGGUGGUGGGCAAGAUGGGGCAAAUUCGACCCUAGGGAGGAUGACUACGAUUCUAGCUUUACGGUUGAGUGCUGGACAGAUGGUAGUUGA
Diaporthe amygdali is the source of this 1371-nucleotide messenger RNA. RefSeq lists its product as uncharacterized. The transcript has 7 exons. Lineage: Eukaryota; Fungi; Ascomycota; Sordariomycetes; Diaporthales; Diaporthaceae. The coding region runs from base 1 to 1371 and encodes 456 amino acids. The record is from RefSeq and is a predicted model, not a curated record.